Messenger RNA from Fragaria vesca subsp. vesca, 1082 nucleotides. Its product is annotated as fasciclin-like arabinogalactan protein 6-like. The record is from RefSeq and is a predicted model, not a curated record. The transcript has a single exon. NCBI's taxonomy places the organism in Eukaryota, Viridiplantae, Streptophyta, Magnoliopsida, Rosales, Rosaceae. Bases 198 to 938 code for a protein of 246 amino acids.
AAGGCUGUCACGUUUGUGCCCAAAUAUCAUUUCUUCUUCUUUGUCUUGAUUAUUAAUAUAGUCUACACUCUACACUAUAGUUGAGUUCUCCAGCUCAUUCCACCCAAGCCUCACCCCCCAUACCUUACUUCCUUAUCCCAUAUAUUUCUUCAUCCCACCACCAGUCCACCACCACCUUAAUCUUCUUCAUCAUCACAAUGGCAGCUUCCACACAUUCCCUCCCUCUCCUCCUCCUCCUCCUUGCCGUCGUCGUCUUCCACGCCGAAGCCCAAACCGCUCCCGCCCCGGCCCCAUCCGGCCCACUAAACUUCACCGGCAUCCUAGACAAAGCUGGCCAAUACACCACCUUCCUCCGCCUCCUCUCCCAAACCCAAGUCGCCACCCAAAUCCAAAGCCAGCUCAACUCCACCACUGAGGGCCUCACCGUCUUUGCCCCCACCGACAACGCCUUCACAAACCUCAAAGCCGGAACCCUAAACGACCUCUCCUCCGAACAACAAGUCCAGCUCGUUCUCUACCAUGUUCUCCCCAAGUACUACACUCUCGCAAGUCUCCUAACAGUCUCAAACCCCGUGAGGACUCAGUCCUCCUCCCAAAACGGCGGCGGAUCUUACGGGCUGAACUUCACCGGAUCCGGAGGGAACCAAGUGAACGUGUCAAGUGGGGCGGUGACUACUCAGAUCAACAAUGCAUUGAGGCAGCAGUUUCCGUUGGCUGUGUACCAAAUUGACAAGGUGUUGUUGCCUAAUGACAUGUUCGCUGAGGCGUCUCCGGCUCCUACUGCUGCGAAAACUCCGGCCGGAAGCACCAACACGACGAAAGGGACGGUGGCCGCGGAGCCGUCUACGGAUGGGACUAGUGGUUCGAGCAAGACGACUGUGGGAUCGUUCGUGGGAUUGGCUCUAGGGCUGGCUUUGUUUUUCAUGGGGAGCAGCUAGCAGCUAGUAAUAUAAGCAGUACUAUUUUUGUGCAGUGUGAUUUGUACCGAUCGAUCGACCACAAUAUUCAUGUACUUCUUGAUUAUUAUUCCUCUUUGGUUUUGGCAUAUUUUAAUUUUUGUUGAAGGAGAUUGUUUGAUUGUC